Tupaia belangeri chinensis (Chinese tree shrew) is the source of this 3816-nucleotide messenger RNA. RefSeq names its product mitogen-activated protein kinase kinase kinase 13 (gene MAP3K13). Gene Ontology annotation, molecular function: protein homodimerization activity; ATP binding; MAP kinase kinase kinase activity. NCBI's taxonomy places the organism in Eukaryota, Metazoa, Chordata, Mammalia, Scandentia, Tupaiidae. Gene Ontology annotation, biological process: protein autophosphorylation; JNK cascade. Gene Ontology annotation, cellular component: cytoplasm. The record is from RefSeq and is a predicted model, not a curated record.
GAGGCAGUACCUGGUGGCGGAGGGCGUCGCGGUGGGCGGGGCGUCGCGCCUGCGGUCCGCUGGGAGCCUUGGAUUCCGCGCAGUUUUGCAGAACACUGAUAUCUUUGGACUCUAACAUGGACUUCGUUUAAAGAAACCCACGGACCGUUAACGGACAAAAACAUGAAUCAAUUUGUAUUGUGGCAUUCAAAUCCUAGCACUUUGGGAGAGCAGCAAGUACCAAGUUUUGAAGACCAUGGCCUCUCAUCAUUAUGCAUUCAAGAUUUGAGUUCGAAUAACCUCAUCAAGACUUAGCGCCUCUUCGGAAGCUUCAGGCGUUGGAGCCCUCUCAUGCACCAAAACUCUCUUCCAGCGACCCUCUGAGUGUCGUCUCAGGACCCAGGUCACACUCAUGGCACGAUGGCCAGCCCUCAGGAGCACCUGAGCUCCCCCUCGCCGCCACACUUAGCCUCGGGUGAAAACACGCCGUCCAGUGGCCUGCAGGAUGGACUCGCAGCUAUGGGGAACCGCCCUCCGCCCAAGCUCCUCGAGGACCAGCAGGAAAAGGGGGUGGUGCGCCCGGAGCUGAUGGACAGCGUAAGCAGCCCCGUCACCACGACGGUGCUGACCAGCGUGAGUGAAGAUUCCAGGGACCAGUUCGAGAACAGUGUUCUGCAGCUACGGGAGCAGGAUGAGUCGGAGCUGGCCGUGUCUCAGGGGAACAGCGGUAACGUGGACCGAGAGAGCACAGGCGGAUCCGAAGACAUCAAGAUUCAGUUCAGCAAUACUUGGGAAGUGCCAUUUGAAGAGAUCUCAGAGCUACAAUGGCUGGGUAGUGGAGCCCAAGGGGCUGUCUUCUUGGGCAAGUUCCGAGCGGAGGAAGUGGCCAUCAAGAAAGUGAGAGAACAAAAUGAGACGGAUAUCAAACAUCUGAGGAAGCUGAAGCACCCUAACAUCAUCGCAUUCAAGGGCGUGUGUACUCAGGCCCCGUGUUACUGCAUCAUCAUGGAAUACUGUGCCCACGGACAGCUCUACGAGGUCCUGCGAGCUGGCCGGAAGAUCACACCUCGGCUGCUGGUAGACUGGUCCACCGGCAUUGCAAGUGGGAUGAACUAUCUGCACCUCCAUAAAAUUAUUCAUCGUGAUCUCAAAUCACCUAAUGUUUUAGUGACUCACACAGAUGCAGUAAAAAUUUCAGAUUUUGGUACAUCUAAGGAGCUCAGUGAUAAAAGUACCAAGAUGUCCUUUGCUGGCACAGUUGCAUGGAUGGCACCAGAAGUGAUUCGGAAUGAGCCCGUCUCCGAAAAAGUUGAUAUAUGGUCUUUUGGAGUGGUGCUCUGGGAGCUGCUGACAGGAGAGAUCCCAUACAAAGAUGUAGAUUCUUCAGCCAUUAUUUGGGGUGUUGGAAGCAACAGCCUGCAUCUUCCAGUCCCUUCCACUUGCCCUGAUGGAUUCAAAAUCCUUAUGAAGCAGACAUGGCAGAGUAAACCUCGCAACCGGCCUUCUUUUCGGCAGACACUCAUGCAUUUGGACAUCGCCUCUGCAGAUGUACUUGCCACCCCACAAGAAACUUACUUCAAGUCUCAGGCUGAAUGGAGAGAAGAAGUGAAAAAGCACUUUGAGAAGAUCAAAAGCGAAGGCGCGUGUAUACACCGCUUGGACGAGGAGCUGAUCCGAAGGCGCAGAGAGGAGCUCAGGCAUGCAUUGGACAUCCGUGAACACUACGAGAGGAAGCUCGAGCGGGCGAAUAAUUUAUACAUGGAGCUGAGUGCCAUCAUGCUGCAGCUGGAAAUGCGCGAGAAGGAGCUCAUUAAGCGUGAGCAAGCAGUGGAGAAGAAGUAUCCCGGGACCUACAAGCGACACCCUGUGCGUCCAAUCAUCCACCCCAAUGCCAUGGAGAAACUGAUGAAAAGAAAAGGUGUGCCUCACAAGGCUGGGAUGCAGACCAGACGACCAGAUCUGCUGAGGUCUGAAGGUAUCCCCAGCACAGAUGUGCCUCCCACUGCAUCCCCACUGUCUGGAAGUCCCAAAACGCCCACCUCAAGCAGCAAAAGCCGACCCCGCGGCAAACCACGCCAUCGCCGAGGGAGCAGCAGUGGCAGCCAUAGUGACUUUGCGGCCAUCCUGAAGAACCAGCCAGCCCGGGAGGAACCCCCCCACCCCACCCAUCCUCACCAGGCCCAGCCCCAGCACCCUCCUCUCCAGCCCAGUAACCCUCUGCAGCAGCAAUACCAGCACCCCGCUCCUGCCACUUCUCAGAGUCACCACCCCAGACUCAAUAUGCACGGGCAGGACAUUGCGACCUGCGCCAACAACCUGCGCUACUUCGGCCCAGCGGCAGCCCUGCGGAGCCCGCUCAGCAACCACGCUCACAGACAGAUGCCGGGCUCCAGCCCUGACCUCAUCUCUACAGCCAUGGCGGCAGAUUGCUGGAGAGGUUCUGAGCCUGACCAGGGCCAGCCUGGUCCCUGGGGCUGCUGCCAGGCUGACCCGUACGAGCCCUGCCUCCAGUGCAGGCCAGAGCAGAGAGGCGCCUCAGACAUACCCUGUGCUGAGGCGGCGGGGAGGAGCCCCAGCCUCUCCAACUCACCAGCACACCAUCCCCUCUCGGACAACGCCCGCUCUGAGGACCCGGAGGAGAAUGAAUUCAGUGGCCGUAGGUCCAUGUCAUCCCUUGGUACCCCUCAUCACAUCACCCCCCCAAUGCUACCUCGAAAAACAAGACCCCUUCAGAAGAGUGGAGAUGACUCCUCAGAAGAGGAAGAAGGGGAAGUAGAUAGCGAAGUUGAAUUUCCACGAAGACAGAGGCCCCAUCGCUGUCUCAGCAGCUGCCAGUCGUACUCAACGUUUAGCUCUGAGAAUUUUUCUGUGUCGGAUGGAGAGGAGGGAAACACCAGUGACCACUCGAACAGCCCUGACGAGCUGGCUGGUAGGCUGGAGGACCGCCUGGCAGAGAAGCUGGAUGACCUGCUCUCCCAGACGCCGGAGACCCCCAUCGAGAUAUCCUCGCACUCGGACGGGCUCUCGGACAAGGAGUGCGCCGUGCGCCGCGUGAAGACGCAGAUGUCCCUGGGCAAGCUGUGUGCCGAGGAGCGGGGCUAUGAGAACCCUUUGCAGUUUGAAGAAUCGGACUGUGACUCUUCGGAUGGGGAGUGUUCUGACGCCACAGUUAGGACCAAUAAGCACUACAGCUCCGCCACCUGGUAGUGAAGCAGAACCGUCCUGCAGGUCUCAUGACCACACGGGCAUUCGAGUCCACACCCCAGACUCCUCCUGCUCUCUCCCUGCUUUCUGUCUGGGAAGAGAGCUUCCCAUCGUUACUCCCCCCUAGAAAUGAGCUGCAAUAACAGGAACAUGAGACUUUGCAAAUCUCUGGAAAAAUAAUAUCCAAAUGAAAUUAAGUCUCACUGAACAUUUCAAUCAAGAAUGGCAGGGAUCUAUUUUAUUGAAUAUUCUAGCUACUGUAACAUUGAUAUUUAUUUUUGUUUGACAUUUUAACACUUUGUACUGUAAAGAGUGAACUAUAUAUGAUAUAGAGACAAUAAUUUCUUGCAAAAAAGAGAGACAGAGAAAAAAAAAAAGAAAGAAAGAAAGAAGAAAUGGAAUUUAGGAGCAACAGCCCUGGGAGUCCGUGGGGCCGGGAGGUAUUCUUGCUGCUUCAAUAGGGGACCGGGUCUGUUGGCUGUAACUGACCGAAGAAGAGCCAGAGCAAGACAUAUUGAGCAUUUCACACACAAAGAACAGCAAAAGAAAAGCAAUUCCAGGUAACGUGCGAACGGACGACAGAGUUCAGCCAGCUUGUCCAGGUGGCUGAUGGCAACGGCCUAGACCUGAUGG